GUGCCGUCCAUCAUGGCAGACUUGACGGUUGGUCGGGACAGGUGGGAGCUCCGGUUUGACGAGCUGCUGUUGUUCUCAAUACAAAGAGCAGAGCCGGAGAACACUUUACAUUCACAUUACAUUUAACACAUCAACACUUACGGUACAUUCAAACAUUAUUAUCGUAUUUUUGACACGUUUUCCGCGGAAAAUGUCCGACAAAGGAGAGAAAUUGAACAGAAACUGCGCAGUCAUAGUUUAAUGGGAGCAGUGACCUGAGCAGAUAUGCCAGCUGACGACAAGGUUGCCAUUUUGUCAGACGAUGAGGAGGAGCAGAAGAGGAAGUAUGUGUUGGCCGAGCCGUACGACACGAUGGAGCGGCAGGCGGGUGUUUCUGAGACGACGCCGCCCACCUCGGACUCGCCGCCCGAGCAACCGGUGGCCCCGCAGCCCGACUCAAUAGACUGCUGCGAGAGGAUGUGCCUCCGCAUCAACAGCCACCUCCUCAUCUCCAAAGUCUUCUACUUCUUCUUCUACGCCGCCUACGGCUCGCUGCACCCUCUGCUGGCCUUGUACUACAAGCAGCUCGGCAUGUCGGCCACACGCAGCGGGCUGCUCGUCGGCAUCCGCUACUUCAUCGAGUUCUGCAGCGCCCCCUUCUGGGGCAUAGUGGCCGACCGCUUCAAGAAAGGGAAGGCCGUCCUGCUGUUUUCUGUUCUGUGCUGGUUGAUGUUCAACUGCGGCAUCGGCUUUGUCAAACCGGCGGAGAUGAAGUGUGAGGAGAAAACUGCAGAUCCCCCGAUGACGACGCUGGCGCCUGUGAUGACGACUCUCCCGCACGAUAACUUCACAACGCAGAGCAACUUCAGCAACCACAACAGAAGUCGCCGGAGCUUUCUAGACCUCCCUGGGCUUCCUGAGAUCCUGGACUCUUAUUUAAGCGUGCUCCACAGGCACCAGCGAAGCACAGACGCCAACGCCACUUCCGCUCCGUUCAAGCCGUCUAACACCACCCAGUUCAUGCCAAACACCACCCUCCCCACCACCACCACCACAAUCUCCCCUACUCCAACCACAGCCAAGGAGUACCAGAUCAUCUACGACAAGGACCAGGUGGAGAGCAUCUUCCUGCUCAUCCUGCUCGUCAUCAUCGUGGGCGAGUUCUUCAGCGCUCCCGCCGUCACCAUCGUGGACACCGUGACCCUGCAGUACCUCGGUAAGGCCCGCGACCGUUACGGCCUGCAGAGGAUGUGGGGCUCCCUGGGCUGGGGUCUGGCCAUGCUGCUGGUGGGCAUCUGGAUCGACCACACGCACAUCACCGUGGCGAUCGACGGCGUGGGCUGCAUCGUGCCCGACUUCCGCCUCCACAACUACAAGAUCGCCUUCAUCGUCUUCGGUGUGCUGAUGGGUGUGGCGUUAGUCGUUGCCACUCAGUUUUACUUUGAAAACGGUGGCGACUACCAGCAGGAGGUUCCAGAGCGGGUGGUGGAGGACGGCGGCCCGAGAGCGUUACCUCAGUCCAACUCCUCGGACCAAACUCCCAGCGGCCCCGACGCCGCUCAGGAGUUCCACUACAGCGACCUGCUGAGGCUCCUCUGCACCGUGCGCUACGGCUCCGUCCUGUUCGUCGCCUGGUUCAUGGGCUUCGGCUACGGCUUCGUCUUCACCUUCCUGUACUGGCACUUAGAGGACCUGCAGGGCACCACCACGCUGUUCGGCGUCUGCUCCGUCCUCAGCCACAUCUCCGAGCUCGCGGCCUACUUCACCAGCCACAAGUUCAUCGAGCUGGUCGGACACGUCAGGGUGCUGUACAUCGGCCUGGCCUGCAACACCGCUCGCUACCUGUACAUCUCCUACCUGAAGAGCGCGUGGACCGUGCUGCCCAUGGAGGUCCUUCAAGGUGUGAGCCACGCCUCCGUUUGGGCCGCCUGUAUCUCCUUCCUGAGCGCGGCGGUGCCUCCGGCCCUGAGGACGUCGGCGCAGGGCAUCCUGCAGGGCCUGCACCUCGGCUUGGGCCGCGGCUGUGGAGCCAUGGUGGGAGGAGUGUUUGUCAACUACUUUGGUGCUGCAGAGACGUUCAGAGGAAUCGGCAUGGCCUCCCUCGUCAUCCUCCUCAUCUUCGCCUUCAUCCAGUUCCUGACUGGAGACAGUGAGGGCACAGAGGACAAAAUGUUGGCUGAGAACAUCCCGGUCCCCUCCAGCCCGGUUCCCAUCGCCACCAUCGACCUGGUGCAGAGCCAGACCGACGCCGGCAGCCCCUCCCCGGCUCGCACGGCCGCCGUGCUGCCCGUCAAGAAGACCAAACACCAGGAGGAUCAGGAGGACGUGACCAGGCCCGCCUGGGUGCUCUCUGGCGCCCCCUGGGUCACCAUCGCCUUCGCCAUCGUCCAGAUAAAGGAGAUGAUGAACAUGACGAAGAACGGCGGACCGCCUACAGAGACUCAACCGCUUCAGAAAGAAGACGGUCAGUACCUAAUGAGCAGGCGUCGGCCGAGCACGAGGCGGUGGCGAUGCCACGCAGAAACCAGAGCGAUGACGACACAGAAACACCCACACAACCAAACCCCACCCCCCCAGCAGCACCCAUAGACUCUAACGAGGACAAAGACCGAACGCACCCUCCUUCAGACGCAGGAGAAGAAAACACACACUGACUGAACACUUUAAUCCACACACUCAGCUUUUAACUGUUUUAAUGCGGCACAUUCAUCUCAACACGUCUUAAGGUCUGAGUAACCGCUUGCUGUUUCGCUAAAGUCAGGUGCUUCUCUUGACACAACGCUGUAUUUAUAAAGAUUUAUUGUAAACAUUUGCUUUAAGUAAGCCAGAAAAGAUCCUUUAGUUCUUGAAUCCGAUUGGAAAGCUGUUUUUUAUUGGUUUAAAGACUCGGAUAUGUUCGGCUCUAACCCUAACCCAUGAACUCACCUGGCGCCGCUGAGCACUUUAUUAACUCUUGACCGGUGGCGUGUGAAGGAAAGUCCAGGAAUAUCUUUCACUCUAGUUUCUCCCAACACACAAAGAAGCCUCGACGUGAGAACGCGACGCUGAAAGUCGACCUGGGAAACGCUCUGAUGGCGAGACGGUUUGUGUUGAAUUAGUUUCCAAACGCAGAUUUAGAAGACGGACAAAGAGAUGUAACCUGUCACAGCCUCUCUUAGUGUUAGAUUUCAUCACUUUUAAUACUGAUGAAGAUGAACUGACUUGUGAUGAAGAAGUGCCUCUUUUUAGACGCACUGUAAUCCUUUACUGCGCCGACAGCUGUCAAGCUGAGGCUCCUUUUUAAAGCCGUGCGAA
This is a messenger RNA of Cottoperca gobio, 3273 nucleotides long. Its product is annotated as major facilitator superfamily domain-containing protein 6-A-like. The transcript has 9 exons. Lineage: Eukaryota; Metazoa; Chordata; Actinopteri; Perciformes; Bovichtidae. The record is from RefSeq and is a predicted model, not a curated record. Bases 265 to 2568 code for a protein of 767 amino acids. Gene Ontology annotation, biological process: antigen processing and presentation of exogenous peptide antigen via MHC class I. Gene Ontology annotation, cellular component: plasma membrane.